AUGACGGAGCACCACACCCACGAGGACAGCAACGAGACCCGAGCAGCACACCAAGCCGCUGAACAGCAACGCCAGAAGCAACUCGGUCUCCAAAGCACACUUGAGCGCUGCGCCACGGCAGACGACAAUGACCAUGACCAAAGGCCACCGCUCAGUAGUGUCCGGUCGCACAUCUCAUCCCAUCAUGACAUGGCAAUAUGUCCUACCGUAACGACAUCAACCACUCAUGUCGAGAUCAACGCUGCGCAGUAUGAGAGGUUCUCCACGAGGCGGAAGCACGCUAUUACUGCCAUCCUGUCCCUGUGCGGCUUCCUUGCUCCAAUCAGCUCGACAGCUAUCCUGGCCGCCAUUCCAGAAGUAGCAGAGACUUACAAGACCUCUGGCUCGAUCAUUAACUUGAGCAAUGCGCUCUACAUGAUUUUCAUGGGGCUGAGUCCGGCAUUUUGGGGCCCAAUCUCCAGCAUAUAUGGGCGAAGGUGGCCGGCGAUCAUCUCAGCCGUGCUGUUCACCGCUUUCAGUAUCGCAACAGCCGUUGCGCCGAAUCUGGCGUCCUUCUUCAUAUUCCGGAUGUUGACAGCUUAUCAAGGUACAAGCUUUCUCAUCAUUGGGUCGGCUUGUAUCAGCGACAUAUACACACCCGUCGAAAGGGGGACGGCACUUGGAUUAUUCCUCAGCGGAACCUUGAUUGGUCCAACAGUCGGUCCGUUUACUGGUGGCAUCAUCGUAACAUUUCGAAGCUGGAGAGUCAUCUUCUGGCUCCAGACUGCUUUGGGAGCAUUUGCAACGAUCCUGGUCAUCUUCUUCCUUCCGGAAACGAUUCCAGUAAAGAAGAUUGAGGAGCUCAGUGAACUUCCUCGCGUCCAGCGACUGAAGCGGAUUGCACAUUGGACUUCGCCCUUCCGCGUCGCUGUGAUGCUCUUCACGUACCCCAACCUAUUCAUUGUUGGCAUUGCUUCCAGCAGUCUUGUCUGGAACAUGUACUCUCUGUUGACGCCUAUACGAUACGUCCUCAACCCCCGAUUCCAUCUCACUUCGCCGAUUCAAUCUGGCCUGUUCUACAUCGCGCCAGGUUGCGGGUACCUUUUGGGAACAUUCUUCGGCGGUCGCUGGGCCGACUUCAUCGUCAAAAAGCACAUCAAGCUGAAAGGUCGACGCGUGCCUGAAGAUCGCCUGAGAAGCUGUUGGGCAUUCAUGGGCAUCGCCAUCCCGGCUUGCAUGUUGAUUUACGGCUGGGGCGUGGAAAAGGCGGUCGGUGGCAUUCCCCUGCCAGUGGCGGCUAUGUUUGUGCAAGGAGUCGCUCAAUUGUUCUGCUUCCCGAGUCUUAACACCUACUGCCUCGACGUAAUGCAAGCCAAAGGUCUCUCGGCGGAAGUGGUCGCAGGAAACUACAUGUUUAGAUACAUCUUUGCGGCGGCUGGCUCGGCGGUAGUGUUGCCGGCAGUGGAAAGCAUCGGAGUGGGGUGGUUUUCAACUAUCAGCGCUGGGUUCCUGGUGGUCAGUGCUGCCAGUGUAUGGGCAACUACUGUCUGGGGAGAAGGUUGGCGGAGGGCCGUGGACCAGCGGAAGAGGGAGAAGCGGAAACAGAAAGAGCAGGCUGAACUUGCGGCAAGGAGUGAUGGAGAGAAAGUCUGA
This is a messenger RNA of Cyphellophora attinorum, 1632 nucleotides long. RefSeq names its product putative transporter. Gene Ontology annotation, molecular function: transmembrane transporter activity. Gene Ontology annotation, biological process: transmembrane transport. The transcript has a single exon. NCBI's taxonomy places the organism in Eukaryota, Fungi, Ascomycota, Eurotiomycetes, Chaetothyriales, Cyphellophoraceae. The record is from RefSeq and is a predicted model, not a curated record. The coding region runs from base 1 to 1632 and encodes 543 amino acids.